CUUUUUCACACUUUUAUUAUCAAGACAUCAUGUUUCUCUCUCCUUUGGUUUCUUUACUUUUUCUCGCAGCAGCAUUGCUGUGCUGCAACACUCAAGGUGCUGAAUCGACUAACAAAAUCGGAAAUGGCUACCGUCUAAUCUCCGUUCAAGACUCCCCUGAUGGUGGUCUCGUGGGUCAUCUCCAAGUCAAAGAAAAGAACAGUGUUUAUGGCCCUGAUAUUCCCCUGUUGCAACUCUACGUUAAGCAUGAAACAAAUGGGAGAUUAAGGGUACAUAUGACUGAUGCAAAGAAGCAAAGAUGGGAAGUUCCUUACAAUCUUCUACCAAGAGCCCAACCACCUAGCUUAAAACCAACCAUUACCAGGUCACUAAACAAGCCUACAAUAUUUUCACUGGACACUUCAAACACUGACUUAAUUUUCAGCUACACCAAAGACCCAUUCACCUUUGCAGUGACAAGAAAAUCAAAUGGCCAGACCCUUUUCAAUUCAUCAAGCACUUUGGUUUUUAAAGACCAAUAUCUCGAAAUUUCGACCACAUUGCCUAAAGAUGCAUCCCUGUAUGGCCUAGGAGAAAAUACACAGCCUCAUGGAAUCAAACUCUAUCCAAAUGAGCCUUACACAUUGUUCACAACAGAUAUCUCAGCAAUUAAUUUGAAUACAGAUCUUUACGGGUCUCAUCCGGUUUAUAUGGACUUGAGAAAUGUGGGUGGUGAGGCUCAAGCCCAUGCAGUUUUGUUACUGAAUAGUAAUGGAAUGGAUGUGGUUUAUACAGGGACUUCUUUGACAUAUAAGGUGAUUGGGGGUGUUUUCGACUUUUACUUCUUUUCGGGGCCAACUCCACUUGGUGUGGUGGAUCAGUAUACUGAGUUUGUGGGGAGACCUGCUGCAAUGCCUUACUGGUCAUUAGGAUUUCACCAAUGCCGAUGGGGCUACCAUAACCUGUCUGUAGUUGAAGAUGUUGUUGACAACUACAAGAAAGCUCAAAUCCCACUUGAUGUGAUCUGGAAUGAUGACGAUCAUAUGGAUUUCCACAAGGACUUUACCCUUAAUCCCGUUGCCUACCCUCGUGAAAAGCUAGUAGCAUUUUUAGAUAAAAUACAUUCUCAGGGCAUGAAGUACAUUGUUCUAAUUGAUCCAGGUAUUAAUGUCAAUUCUACCUACGGUGUUUACCAAAGAGGCAUGGCCAGUGAUGUCUUCAUCAAAUAUCAUGGCAAGCCUUAUCUAGCCCAAGUAUGGCCAGGAGCUGUGUACUUUCCAGACUUUCUAAAUCCCAAAACUGUUUCAUGGUGGGGUGAUGAAAUCAAACGGUUCCAUGAGCUUGUCCCUGUUGAUGGCCUUUGGAUUGACAUGAAUGAAGCAUCAAAUUUCUGCUCAGGAUUGUGUACAAUACCUGAAGGUAUAAAGUGUCCCUCGGUAACAGGCCCGGGUUGGGAUUGCUGCUUAGAUUGCAAAAACAUUACAGACACAAGAUGGGAUAAUCCACCUUACAAGAUAAAUGCUUCUGGAAUGGGGGAAGCAAUCGGAUUUAAAACAAUUGCAACUAGUGCCACACACUACAAGGGAGUUUUGGAGUAUGAUGCCCAUAGUCUUUAUGGAUUCUCUCAAUCUAUUGCGACUCACAAGGCACUUGAAGGGUUACAAGGGAAGCGUCCAUUCAUAUUGACACGCUCCACUUUUGUUGGAUCUGGCCAUUAUGCUGCUCAUUGGACUGGUGACAAUAAGGGUACAUGGGAAGAUCUCCGCUAUUCUAUUUCAACCAUAUUAAAUUUUGGCAUAUUUGGGGUUCCUAUGGUAGGAUCAGAUAUAUGUGGUUUUUAUCCCGCACCAACUGAAGAGCUUUGCAACCGUUGGAUUGAAGUUGGUGCUUUCUAUCCUUUUUCAAGAGAUCAUGCAAAUUACUAUUCUCCUAGACAAGAGCUUUAUCAAUGGGAAUCAGUUGCAGAGUCUGCUAGAAAUGCACUGGGAAUGAGGUAUAAACUCCUCCCAUAUCUUUACACAUUGACAUAUGAGGCACAUACCAGUGGAGCUCCAAUUGCGCGUCCCCUGUUCUUCUCAUUUCCGCAAUACACUGAGUGUUACGGAUUAAGCACACAGUUCCUGAUAGGAAGUAGCAUGAUGGUCUCACCAGUUCUCGAGUCAAAUAAAACAAAGGUCGAUGCACUUUUUCCUCCAGGUACUUGGUACAGCAUGUUUGAUAUGUCACAAUCCAUCGUCUCAGAAGGCGGCCAAUUUGUAGAACUAGAUGCUCCAUUGCAUGUGAUCAAUGUCCAUGUUUACCAGAAUGCAAUUAUCCCAAUGCAGCAAGGCGGAAUGAUAUCUAAAGAAGCUAGAAUGACUCCAUUUAGCCUUGUGGUGACCUUCCCUGCAGGGGCUACUGAAGGUAAAGCCACAGGAAAUCUUUUCCUCGACGAAGAUGAGCUGCCCGAAAUGAAACUUGGAAAUGGUUAUUCAACUUAUGUAGAGUUCUACGCAACUGUUAGCCAAGGAAAAGUUAAAGUGUGGUCAAAUGUUCAGGAGCCCAAGUUUGCAUCAGAUAGAGGCUGGAUUAUUGAGAAAGUUACUGUAUUGGGAUUGAACGGAGCUAAAGGUACAUUUGCUGUUGAAGUUGAUGAUGCCACUGUGGAUGUAUCAAGUGUAGAUAUAACUACAACAGAAAACGAUGAUCCAAAUGGCGCCGGUGUUAUAAGAAAGAGCAAGAUGGUGGUGAUUAAAGGUUUGAAAUUGGCAGUUGGGAAAAAGUUUGCAAUGUCCUGGAAAUUGAAGGCUGAAAACUAAACCUGUUUUUUUUCUUCAUCCGGAAAGGAGAUGAGCUAAAUUUGUACUCAUCCUUUUCUACACAAACACAUGUAAGCAAGUUAAGACAAUUUCUAGAAUAAGAAUGCAAAGAGUUUGAUCA
Messenger RNA from Daucus carota subsp. sativus, 2898 nucleotides. Its product is annotated as alpha-xylosidase 1. Gene Ontology annotation, molecular function: hydrolase activity, hydrolyzing O-glycosyl compounds; carbohydrate binding. NCBI's taxonomy places the organism in Eukaryota, Viridiplantae, Streptophyta, Magnoliopsida, Apiales, Apiaceae. Gene Ontology annotation, biological process: carbohydrate metabolic process. The record is from RefSeq and is a predicted model, not a curated record. Bases 30 to 2777 code for a protein of 915 amino acids. The transcript is spliced from 3 exons.